CGUCUGCACUGUUGGCAGGAGUGACCAGAAUAAAAACAGCAACACCAGACAUAGAGGAGGAAAAAAAGCAAAGUGAUCCAUUGAACCAGAGUCUUUGCCCUCUCUUAAUUACGUCGAGUCUCAUAUCUUUUCCCUUUUUUCACCUUUUUCCCCUCUCUUUAAGACUCCGGGCUCGUGGUAAUUAGCUAGGAGAGAAUAAAACCAGCUGAUCGGGAGAGGGGUGGUGCAUUUUGGAGCGAGAUGGCUAACAGAAACAUUCUGUUGCUCGUCUGUGGACUCUUCCUCUUAGCACUGAUUCAGCCCUCUCUUCAAGGAGGUGUGUAUGUACCACCUGGUGCUGGGAUUGGACCAGGAGGUGUUGGGAUUGGACCAGGAGGCAUUGGAACAGGAACUGGAUUCUUUCCAGGGUCUGCUGGAGGAGUCCCCGCAGGCUAUAAACCAGCUAAAGCUGCAGUAGGAGGUUAUGGAGGUGGAGGCCUUGGUGUGGGCACAGGUGGUUUGGUGCCGGGAGGUGUUGGGCCUGGUGGCUUGGGCAUCGCAGGACAAGGUGGAAAGCCCCCUAAACCAGGUUAUGGCAAUCUAGGAGUCAGUGGUCUUGGAGGUGGUGGUCUUGGAGGAGGUGGUUAUGGUGGAUAUGGUGUAGGCCCUGGGGGAUUUUUCCCAGGAGGUGCACAAAAGGCUGCCAAAAGAGGUGCAGGAGGCCCUCUGCUCCCACAAGGAGGGGCUGGAGGAGGUCCUGGAGGUGCAGGAACUGGAGCUGGAGUCCCAGCUGGAGUACCUGUUAUUCCUCAAACAGGCCUUCCAGGAGGGACUGCUGCUGUUGGUGGUGCAGGAAAGAAGGCUUCCAAAGUGCCAGGUGUGGGCGUGCCUGGACUUUACCAAGGUGGACUCGUGUCAGGAAAAGGGUUUGGUGGACGUGGAGUUCUGCCUGGGGUGCCCACUGGCACCGACCUGAAUCAAAAAUCAAUUGGAGUUGGAGGACAAGGGGGAGGUCAAGGACUAGGCCGUGGACAGAUACACCCGGGAGUGUUCCAUGGAUACCCGCUCAAAUCACCCAAAGUGCCAGGUGGCUAUGCAGCAAAAGCUGGAGGUGGCAAACUUCCCUUUGGCUAUGGUGGCUUCGGCACUGGCGGAGCUGGACUGCCAGGAGGAAAAGGUGGCCCUGGUUCAAGACCUGGAUAUCCUAUUGGAACUGGAGUGGGGCCUGGGGGCAUCUCACCUGCUCAGGCUAAAGCUGCCAAAUAUGGUUUGGGUGGCACUGGAGGUGUUGGAGGUGUUGGAGGUGUUGGUGGCGUUGGCGGCGUUGGUGGAUUGUAUCCAGGGCAGGUGCCAGGAGGAUAUGGAGCUGCAUCCAAGGCUGCUAAAUAUGGUGGGGUACCAGGAGGAGUACCAGGAGGAGUACCAGGUGGGGUACCAGGAGGAGUACCAGGAGGAGUACCAGGUGGGGUACCAGGAGGUGCACCCAUUGGAGUACCAGGAGGAGGAUACUCAGCAGCAGCCAAAGCUGCAAAAUAUGGACUGGGCGGAACAGGACUGGGCGGAGUAGGAGGACUGGGCGGAGUAGGAGGACUGGGCGGAGUAGGAGGACUGGGCGGAGUAGGAGGACUGGGAGCUGCCAAAGCUGCUAAAUAUGGAGUAGGGGGACUGGGAGGCACAGGAGGACUUGGAGGCACAGCAGGACUAGGUGGAACAGGAGGACUAGGUGGGACAGGAGGACUGGGAGGUGGAGGGUACUCUGCUGCUGCUAAAGCUGCUAAAUAUGGUGGUGGUGGUGCUGGUGGUGGUGUGGGUGGGGCAGGAAUUCCUGGAAGAGUCCCAUUUUUACCAGGAUAUGGAUCUUUGGCAGCUGGUGCCAAACCUCCAUAUGGAGCAGGCCAAGGAGGAGUUCCAGUGGGAGCAGGACAGAUACCUGGUGGCGGCCUUGGUGGUUAUGGAGCUGGUGCUGGAGUCAAACCCCCGAAGUAUGGAGUAGCAGGAGGAGUCGGAACAGGUUUAGGAGUCGGAGGAUAUGCAGGGACAGGAGGAACAGGAGGAGUAAUACCAGGAGUAGGAGUAGGAGGUGGACAAUACUCUGCUGCCGCAAAAGCUGCUAAAUACGGAGUUGCAGGAGGAGCUGGUGGAGGACCAGGGGGGGCAGGAGGAGUUGUACCAGGAGGUGGACAAUACUCUGCUGCUGCAAAAGCUGCUAAAUACGGUGCUACAGGAGGAGCAGGAUUAGGAGCAGGAGGACUGGGAGGGACAGGAGCAGCUGGAGGAGUUCCUGGUGGUGUACCUGGAGGGAUUGGGGCACAAGGAUAUCCAGGUGGUGUGAAACCACCUAAAUAUGGAGGCAUCACUGGAGUAGGACUUGGCGUGCCAGGAGCUACUCCAGGUACAGCUGUCGGUGGUGUCCCUGACGGUUCUGUUGUUGUGUUGCCAGGUGGUACAGGUGUUCCUGGAAAACCAGCGAAGGAUCUAGUUCCUGUUGGAACUCCUGGACCAGGGCCCACAGCUAUUGCCGCAACUGGCAAGGCCCCAGAGGUCCCGCAGCCCAUUGCUGGUGGAAUUAUUCAGCCUAGUGCUGGCACAGGUGUUGGGGGAGUGGGUGUCGGACAGCCUCCUGGUGUUGGUGCAACAGGCCAAGGUCUGCCUGUCGCAACUGGAGUCCAACAGCCUGGAGGUGUUGGUGCUGGCGUAGGUGUCAAACCUCCCAAACCAUUUGCACCAGGUGCUGGAGGUGUACUUCCCUAUGGUGGAACUUAUGGUGGUGUGCCUUAUGGAGUGGGUGGUACCGGCACUGGAGUUGUAACUGGACCCGGAACUCUGCCUGGAGCGAAGCCUUUGAAACCACCAGCUGUGGGUGGAACAGGAGGUGGAGUAGGAAUCCCACUGGCAGCAGGAGGUUAUCAAGGGGGAUACAGUCCAUAUCAUCAUGGUUAUGGACUGGGUGGGUUGACGUAUCCCUCUGCAGUUGGACUGGGAGGUGCUGGGGCUAAAGCACCCAGACCAGGCUAUGGCAAUCUUGGAGGUGGUGGCGGUGGAUAUCAGCCAGGUGCGGUUCCUGUAGUUCCUGGUUAUGGAGGAGGUUUCCCCCAGCAGUUCUACCCAGGUGGAUAUGUACCAGCCCCGCUGACUCCUCAACAAGCCAAAGCAGCCAAGUACGGUGCACUGCAGGGCUUCCUUGGUGGUGCAGGAGGAGGCGGAGGAGGAGCCUACAGAGGUGGAGUUGCAGGAUGCCAGGGCAAAUACUGCGGGAGGAGGAAGUAAAGAAGAGGAUCUCUUGAGAUCCAGCGUGACCUCAAGAAACUAUGGUGCUACUGCAUGAUCGAGAAUGUACAUUUUAUAUGCAAACAAAGCCCCAUUAGACAAUGUGUAAAGAUGUUUUUUUUUUUUUUUACCUACUUGACUUCAACGUCUGUUUUUAUACAAACCCACCGACCCAGAGUUUUGUAAACGUUCUGAUGUGACGUAUGUUAUUGAUAAGUGCCUUUAAUCAUUAAUGUGGUCAAGUUAAUCAGCUUUAACUCCCCGUACUGCACCAGCCUACUUAAAGACAAAGAGUGUGUUUGUGUUAGCAUGUGUUGCAGUGUGUGUGUGUGGGUGUUGUUUUGGCAUAUGUUUGUACUGUUGUGCGAAAGACUGUCUGAACCAUCGGCCGCCGAUGUGACCUAUGAAUGAUUUUCCCUCUGUUUUUAAUCCUAAAGCGAGGUGAUCUGUCCUUAGUGUUACAGCCCACACUGUCACACCUCGCUGUGCAAGAGGAGGACAUGUCAGAGAGGGGCUGGGUUUGGUCGAGGCUCGUCCAAAAAAACAACAAAAUCUGGCCAGUCUCAGCAUCGUUUCUGGCUCCCCGUCUUCCUUGCUGCUAUUUUUAGGCCUGCUGGGUAUAAAGCAACGGGGAAUCGGGGCUCCGGCCAACCCAUCUGCUCUCAGUAACUUUGCUGAUUCUUGUUGCUAUGCAGUCCAGUUUUCUCAGCAUUUUUAUUGUUGCCAAACUUGUGAUGUAUGAAGAGCAGCUCCUGCUCUGAGGAACGGUAUGCUGAAGAUAAUCCAAAAACGUUUGAUUCAUUAUAGGAUGUUUAAAAACCACAAGAAAGCAGUGCCUUUUAGUUCCAAGUAAAUCAUUCAGAUACUUCUCUGGCAUGUACAUUAUGUAUGUAUGAAUGUUUAAUUAUGUGUCACUGUCCUAAAGUCUGGAUGGAGCGCUUUAGCCCACUUCAAAUGUUUAGUCUUACUUCAGCAGUUAUUUACAUUUAUGUAACUUGUCAUUACAUGAGUAUUCAAGAUUUUUUUUUUUUUUUUUUUUUGCACCAUGCUUUGACUCAUAGCUUUAUUGUUAUCAGGAAUGUGAGAACAUAAAUCAAGAACAAUCCUUUGCUUUUGCAUUUAUUCACUGUUAAGAAUUGUAAUACAGAAUAAGACUUUGUUCAAUGGGAGAGCCUACAGUAUGUGUUAAUGUGAGGCACGAGCUCCUAUUGUUCUUCAUUUACUUGAGCUGCUUAAAAAAAAAAGGCUUUACUGACCAAAGGUUCAUGAGCGCUGUUGCCAAGUGACCCCAUCUCUUUCUGUAAUUGUGUACUGUAUUUUGUACUAAUUUGAUGUUAGCCUGGCUUCAGUUCCUUCACUCGGUGCUGUGUAAGAACUGUCUUUGAGCCUCGCUGGGUCAGACCUUGUCUUAUGUGCCGUGGGAUGCUCUUCAUCUUUAUUUAAAACUGUUUUUAUAAGGAGGAACAGUGUGGUUUUGCACUUUUUAUAUUUCCACGACACACAUGUGACUUGUUCCCGGAUAUCCCGGCAUUUUAUUUGCUUCAUUAAAUAACAAAAUAAAAUGUGUUUAAAGAU
This is a messenger RNA of Lates calcarifer (barramundi perch), 4821 nucleotides long. It is a transcript of the gene elna, whose product is annotated as elastin a. NCBI's taxonomy places the organism in Eukaryota, Metazoa, Chordata, Actinopteri, Centropomidae. Bases 241 to 3246 code for a protein of 1001 amino acids. Gene Ontology annotation, molecular function: extracellular matrix structural constituent. The record is from RefSeq and is a predicted model, not a curated record. The transcript is spliced from 49 exons.